UCAAAUCCAAGGCCAAGAUAACAAAACGCAAACCGGUGUGCUGUACUGUCCUGUCAACACACCGGUGCACCGGCUCUUCCAACAUAAACCCGUUCGUGUAGUCUGACUGUGCUUCAUGAAACAUGUUUGCUGUAACAUCUCCGUGGCUCUGCUGGACUUUACUGUCUGUCUCCGUCGUGGGCUUUACCUGUGCGGACCAUAAACCUAUCACAGCUGAGUCUGGACAGAACAUCACUCUGACAUGUCGAGCUCCAAACAAGGACAUCACUGCCAUAGAGUGGAAAAGAGCUGACCUGGGAGAGGAAUACGUCCUUGUGUAUCGGCAAAAGCACUUUGAUACCACCGAGCAGCAUCCAUCUUUUAAGAACCGGGUGGAUCUGCAGGACAGACAAAUGAAGGAUGGAGACAUGUCUCUGAUUGUGAACAAUGUGACGACUACUGAUAAUGGAACAUAUGAGUGUCGAGUCUACACAAGAGGAGAAAAUCAAAAUAAUGCUCCAGAGACGCUCAUAUGCAGCAUAAACCUGAGUGUUGAUCCUCCAGGUGAGUGAGUAGAGUUGAGUGUGUGUGUGAUCAGAGGUGAAGCUGCU
Molecule: messenger RNA, 590 nt
Organism: Haplochromis burtoni (Burton's mouthbrooder)
Lineage: Eukaryota; Metazoa; Chordata; Actinopteri; Cichliformes; Cichlidae
Product: butyrophilin subfamily 2 member A1
Exons: 2
Coding region: 123-551 (142 amino acids)
Source: RefSeq, a predicted model, not a curated record